This is a messenger RNA of Cordyceps fumosorosea ARSEF 2679, 5490 nucleotides long. Its product is annotated as SEC7-like protein. The coding region runs from base 1 to 5490 and encodes 1829 amino acids. Gene Ontology annotation, biological process: regulation of ARF protein signal transduction. The record is from RefSeq and is a predicted model, not a curated record. Gene Ontology annotation, molecular function: guanyl-nucleotide exchange factor activity. NCBI's taxonomy places the organism in Eukaryota, Fungi, Ascomycota, Sordariomycetes, Hypocreales, Cordycipitaceae. The transcript has a single exon.
AUGAGCUCCAUCAAGUUUGUCGUGUCCUCUUUGGACACCAUCGCUGCCUCCAGGGAUGCACAACGCAUCAAGCAGCUAGGCGAGUCUGCCAAAAAGGCUCUCGAUGUCAUCAAGGAACAAGAGCAGCUUCCCGACCCAGAAAUCGUCUUUGCGCCCUUGCAACUCGCCACCCGAACCAAUAACUCCAAGCUCACCACCACCGCCCUCGACUGCAUCGGCAAGCUAAUAUCCUACUCGUACUUCUCGGCCGAAACGAAACAAGAGCCCGCCGAAGGUGACGCCCAACCACAGUCCCCGCUCAUCGAGCGCGCCAUCGACACAAUAUGCGACUGCUUCCAAGGAGAGGCUACCGAGGUUGAGAUUCAAUUGCAGAUUGUCAAAUCACUCCUCGCCGCCGUCCUCAAUGACAAGAUUGUCGUACACGGGGCUGGACUGCUCAAGGCUGUGCGACAGGUUUACAAUGUGUUCCUCCUUUCACGCAGCACCCCAAAUCAGCAAGUCGCUCAAGGCACCUUGACCCAAAUGGUUGGCACAGUCUUCGAGCGCGUAAAGACACGACUGCAUAUGAAGGAGGCUCGAUUGAACUUGGGAAUCCUCAAACACAGCUCUAGCAAUGUCACUUUCGACAACCAAGAAGGAACCAACGGGGCUGACGACCACGACGAUGGCCAUCACGCCCCUGGAGACGAGUCCGCCGAGCAGGAGUCCGGCGCAAAGCUCACCCUUAAAGAUCUGGAGCAUCGAAAGAGCUUUGAUGACUCUGCACUUGGCGAUGGGCCUACUAUGGUCACACAUAUUAAGCCGUCCAAGACCAACGGCGAAUCCGAGUCUUCAGGCCAUGGCACAAAUACUGCCGAUGAUGAAGACCAACUCGAAGCCGAAGAUGAGGUCUAUAUUCGCGACGCGUAUCUUGUCUUCCGAUCUUUCUGCAAUUUGUCGACCAAGGUACUUCCGCCAGAUCAGCUUUUUGAUAUCCGCGGCCAGCCGAUGCGAUCAAAACUCAUUUCGCUCCAUCUCAUCCACACCGUCCUGAAUAACCACAUCUCCGUAUUUACGUCACCGCUUUGUACCAUCAAGAAUUCCAAGAGCAAUGAACCGACAAGCUUCCUUCAGGCCAUCAAGUUCUAUCUGUGCCUCAGCAUUACGAGGAACGGCGCAAGUUCCAUCGACAAGGUCUUUGAGGUCUGCAGCGAGAUUUUCUGGCUUAUGCUCAAGUUCAUGCGACCGCCUUUCAAGAAGGAAAUUGAAGUCAUUCUCAAUGAGAUUUACUUGGCUCUCUUAUCCCAAAGGAAUGCUCCGAUCUCACAAAAGCUGUACUUCAUCACAAUUCUCAACCGCCUUUGCGCCGAUCCGAGGGCCCUGGUUGAAAUCUAUCUCAACUACGACUGCGACCAGACUGUGGACAAUAUUUACCAAACCAUUAUCGAAGACCUGUCCAAGUUCUCCACGGCUCCGGUCGCUGUGACCGCGGUAAACGAACAAGUAUACGAGGACACAAGAGCCAAAACGCAAGCGGCCGGCGAAUGGCAACUUAAAACUAUCCUGCCACCUCCGUUGACUGUAGCUCACAUUAUCCCGCAGCCAGAGCCGGAACCUGACUACCCGAAAGAAUAUGCGCUGAAGCGUAUUGCUCUAGAAGGCCUGGUUGAGGCUUUAAAGUCACUCGUCAAUUGGUCGGCGUCGGUGCGGCCUGAAGCCGGUGUUGCGCGUGCGGAAAAAGACAGGAAAAUCUCUACUGAUGAGUUGCGCGCGUCCAUCGAUCCCAGUAUGAGCGAGACACCAUCGCGGAUUGACACCCCUUUGCCACCGUCAACGCCUGUACUUGAUGACGAUCCGGCACAGCUGGAGAAGGAUAAGGCGCGGAAAACGGCAUUGACCAACGCGAUUCGGAAAUUCAACUUCAAGCCCAAGCAUGGUAUCAAAGCCCUCAUCGCCGAGGGCUUCAUCGCGACCGAUAGCCCGGAUGAUAUCGCCAAGUUUCUGCUCAAGGAAGACAAGCUCGACAAGGCCCAGAUUGGAGAAUACCUGGGCGAAGGAGAUCAAAAGAAUAUUGAUACCAUGCAUGCCUUUGUGGACUCGAUGGAGUUCACCAAGAGACGUUUUGUCGAUGCUCUCCGUGUUUUUCUGCAGUCGUUUCGUCUGCCAGGCGAGGCACAGAAGAUUGAUCGAUUUAUGCUGAAAUUUGCGGAACGUUACGUUCUUGGUAAUCCGAAUGCAUUUGCCAACGCCGACACGGCGUAUGUGCUCGCAUACUCGGUCAUUCUCCUCAACACCGAUCAACACAGCAGCAAGAUCGCGAAGCGCAUGACAAAGGAGGAGUUCAUCAAGAACAACCGAGGCAUCAACGACAAUGCUGAUCUUCCAGACGAAUACCUUAUCGGUAUUUAUGACGAAAUUGCUAGCAACGAGAUUGUCCUUACGAGCGAACGUGAGGCUGCCGCCGCCGCCGGCAGCGCACCUGCGCAGUCCACUGGCCUUGCUGCGGGCUUUGGCCAAGCCUUUUCUGGCGUUGGACGUGAUCUUCAAAGAGAAGCAUACAUGCAGCAGUCUGAGGAAAUCUCGGUGCGAUCCGAACAGUUGUUCAAGAACCUGUUCAAGAGCCAGCGCCGAAGUGCUACCAAAACGGGCCCGAAAUUCAUUCCUGCAACCUCUUUCAAGCACGUUGGUUCCAUGUUUGACGUGACGUGGAUGUCUUUCUUCUCAGCACUAUCAUCGCAACUGCAGAAGGCUCACAGCCUCGAAGUGUGCAAGCUAUGUCUCGAGGGAAUGAAGCUUGCUACCAAGAUUGCCUGCACCUUUGAGCUAUCAACACCAAGAGAGGCCUUCAUCUCCGCGCUGAGAAAUACUACUAGCUUGAACAAUCCUCAGGAGAUGAUGGCUAAGAAUAUCGAGGCCGUCAAAAUUAUUCUCGAUCUUGGACAGACCGAGGGCAAUGUGCUUCGAGAAUCAUGGAAGGAUAUCUUGAUGUGCAUUAGUCAACUGGACCGACUACAGCUCAUUUCUGGUGGCGUGGAUGAGAGCGUCAUCCCGGAUGUCUCUAAAGCUCGUUUCAUGCCCCCGCCUAGAACUGAAACCUCGGACUCGAGAGCAUCAACAUCCUCACGGCCACGCAACCGCCAGCGCUCGGGGACGGGAUCCCGUGGCUUCUCCCAUGAGAUUGCCUUAGAAAGUCGUUCCGACGAAGUAGUACGAGGCGUCGACCGCAUCUUCACAAACACAGCCAAUUUGUCUGGCGACGCGAUGGUUCAUUUUGCCAAGGCACUCACAGAGGUUUCGUGGGAUGAAAUUAGAGUCUCCGGCUCUAACGAUUCUCCUCGUACAUACAGUUUACAGAAGAUUGUGGAGAUCAGCUACUACAACAUGAACCGCGUCAGGUUUGAAUGGAGCAACAUCUGGGUAGUUCUCGGAGAGCAUUUCAACCAAGUCGGUUGCCACAAUAACAUGAACAUUGUCUUCUUCGCCCUGGACUCCUUGCGACAGUUAUCAAUGCGCUUCAUGGAGAUUGAAGAGCUGGCCGGUUUCAAGUUCCAGAAGGAUUUCCUCAAACCAUUCCAGCAUGUUCUGGCCAAUUCAGACAACGUCACGGUCAAGGAUUUGGUGCUGAGAUGCUUGAUUCAGAUGAUUCAGGCCCGCGGAGGCAACAUUCGCUCUGGAUGGCGAACCAUGUUUGGCGUCUUUACAGUCGCAGCUCGCGAGAGUUCCGAGAGCAUCGUGAACUUGGCCUAUGAGAAUGUUAGCCAAGUUUACAAGGACAAGUUUGGCGUCGUUGUCACUCAGGGAGCCUUUACUGACCUUAUCGUCUGCUUGACGGAAUUCUCCAAGAACCUCAAGUUCCAGAAGAAGAGUCUGGCUGCGCUAGAGCUCUUGAAAUCUAUUAUUCCAAAGAUGUUGAAGACGCCAGAGUGCCCUCUUUCACAGCCACCGGAGAGUCGACAAGAAACGAAGUCAACCACGAAAUCUAGCACGUCAAUCGAGGAGGGAUAUUGGUUCCCGGUCCUUUUCGCAUUCCACGAUGUGUUGAUGACAGGCGAGGAUUUAGAAGUACGGUCUAAUGCCUUGGAGUACUUCUUCGCUACCCUGAUCAAAUAUGGCGGUGACUUCACCCCUGAAUUCUGGGACAUUCUCUGGAGACAACAGCUAUAUCCUAUUUUCAUGGUACUGAGAUCACGUCCUGAGAUGGCAAAUGUUUUGCACCACGAGGAAUUGUCUGUCUGGCUCUCAACAACUAUGAUCCAGGCGCUGAGGAACAUGAUCACGCUGUUCACUCACUACUUUGACUCUCUGGAAUACAUGCUCGAUCGCUUCUUGGAACUUCUUGAGCUUUGCAUUUGCCAAGAAAAUGAUACAAUUUCUCGUAUUGGCAGCAACUGCUUGCAGCAGCUCAUCCUCAAAAAUGUUACCAAGUUCGCGCCGGAGCACUGGGCGAAGAUUGUAGGAGCAUUCUGCGAGCUGUUCGAGCGCACAACCGCGUAUCAGCUCUUCACGGCCGCGAACGGCGCAUCCCCGGCAGCACUGUCUCUGCCGUCUAAUGGUAUAGAUUUUUCCAGUGGUCUAGGCACUGGUGGAGAGCCUGUUGCGGACGAUGGGUCGCUCAAAAUCAACGGGGGAGACGAAAAUGAUCAUGCGUCUGACAGUGAAUCUAUGAACAGACCAAUCUCACCGCGACCGCUGGAUGACGAUGCACGACGACCAUCCAUUGGUGCUACAAGCCAAGCUCCCUUGGAAGAGUUCAAGCCGGCGUCCACACUACAACAGCAGCCCGUUGUUGUUACUGCGGCGAGAAGGAGAUUCUUCAAUCGCAUCAUUUCACGUUGUGUUCUGCAACUGCUCAUGAUCGAAACCGUCAACGAACUUUUCAGCAACGACACUGUGUAUGCGCACAUCCCAUCCACAGAAUUGCUACGCCUAAUGGCACUCCUCAAGAGGUCCUUCCAGUUUGCAAGACGCUUCAAUGAGGACAAGGAGCUGCGCAUGAAGCUGUGGCGGGAAGGUUUCAUGAAGCAACCGCCAAAUCUCCUGAAGCAGGAGAGCGGAGCAGCCGCCACAUACGUGUCCAUCCUGUUCCGCAUGUUUGCGGACAACGCGCCAGAGCGUCUCGAUAGCCGAGCGGAUAUCGAGUCGGCUCUUGUGCCACUGUGCAAGGACAUCAUAACCGGGUAUUCUACACUUGUGGAGGAGAGCCAGCAGCGCAAUCUCGCGGCCUGGCGUCCUGUGGUGGUGGACGUGCUUGAGGGAUACGCUACCUUCCCGGACGAUGCGUUCAAGACGCACAUUGGCGAAUUCUACCCGCUUGCAGUAGAGCUGCUCCAGAAGGACUUGACUGCCGACCUACGGGGUGCUUUGCUGACGGUACUGCGUCGGGUAGGCGAAGUGUCUUUAGGUAUCGAAGGCAUGGCGAGCAUGGCGGAGAAGAGACGGGAGAGUGUUAUCAGCACCGUAUCCGAUGCAACGGGCGGAGAUCACGAGCAGGCUGCGCGCAAGAUGCUGUGA